CUCUCAUCCCUCCCCUCGCGCUCUCAGCCAUUUUAGCAGCCGGUCCAGCCGCGGGCCAGCGGCAGCAGCGGGACGAGGCGGGCGGGCGCGUUCCCUUUCAUUGUGGUCUUAAACUAGAGAGCUGUAUAAACUUGACACUGAGGAGCCACGGAGCCAGCCUCCCCCGCAGAACCCUGCUGUGAUCCAGCUGACACUGAAAAAGCCUCAGUCAUCCCUGUCACAUACCUUGUGUCCACUGCGGGCUCUCACAGGUUACUAAAAUUUUAACAGCUGCUCUGAAACAGUUCUACCAAAGCUUCACUCACUGUUGCUUCUUCCUACGCCAUACUGCACUGCUGCUUUGCUCUUGCCUGCUUCAGAACACAAUCAGAGAUUUUUGGGUUUCUUUAAUACCCACAAUGAAACUUAGGCUAGAAGUACGUGCCGUUCUCUUGCUGCCUGUGUACUUGUUGAUAUCCCUGUACAGUGUGCUUGUAUUUAUUCCCUGGUAUUUUCUUACCAAUGCUAAGAAGAAAAAGGCUAUGGCAAAACGUUUAAAAGCUAAACCCAUCUCGGACAAACCUGGGAGCCCCUAUCGUUCUGUCACUCACCUCGACUCACUCGCAAACAUAAACAUUCCCGGAGCUGACACGUUGGACAAGCUGUUUGACUAUGCUUUGGCAAAGUUUGGGAAGAAGGACUGUCUUGGGACCAGAGAGAUACUGAGUGAAGAAAAUGAAAUGCAACCAAAUGGAAAAGUGUUCAAAAAGUUAAUUUUAGGGACCUACAGAUGGUUAUCCUAUGAAGAAGUAAAUGAGAAAGUGAAUCGUUUGGGGAGUGGACUGAUGGCCCUGGGACUGACCCCGAGAAGUACCGUUGUCAUAUUCUGUGAGACCCGAGCAGAAUGGAUGAUCACAGCUCUGACCUGCUUCAAGUACAGCUUUCCUCUUGUUACCUUGUAUGCCACCCUGGGUGAAGAGGCAGUAACCUAUGGUCUCAAUGAGUGUGGAGCGUCGUAUCUGGUCACUAGUGUAGAACUUCUGGAGAGUAAACUUAAGACUGCAUUGCCACGAGUGUCCUGUCUUAAACACAUCAUUUACGUGGACAAGAAAACGAUCAAUAAAUCAGAAUACCCAGAAAAAGUGGAGAUUCAUAGUAUGCAGACAGUGGAGGAGCUGGGAGCCAAACCAGAAAACUCAAGCAUUCUGCCAAGCAGACCUGUUCCUACAGACUUGGCUUUAGUGAUGUACACCAGUGGCUCUACUGGGAGACCCAAAGGAGUGAUGAUGAUGCAUAAAAACUUAAUAGCUGGAAUGACGGGACAGUGUGAGAGAAUACCUGGGCUGGGACCCAAGGAUACUUACAUUGGUUAUUUGCCUCUGGCCCAUGUGUUAGAAUUGACAGCAGAAAUUUCUUGCAUCACUUACGGCUGCAGGAUUGGCUAUUCCUCUCCGCUCACACUAUCGGAUCAGUCAAGUAAAAUUAAGAAGGGAAGCAAAGGAGACUGUACUGUACUUAAACCUACAUUGAUGGCAGCUGUGCCUGAAAUCAUGGACAGAAUUUAUAAAAAUGUCAUGAGCAAAGUUCAAGAGAUGAACUAUAUUCAGAGAACACUGUUCAAGAUAGGCUACGACUACAAACUGGAACAAAUCAAGAGGGGUUACGAUGCACCUCUGUGUAACGUACUAUUGUUCAAAAAAGUAAAAGCACUACUGGGAGGGAAUGUCCGUAUGAUGCUGUCCGGAGGAGCACCACUCUCACCUCAGACACAAAGAUUCAUGAACAUCUGCUUUUGCUGUCCUGUUGGUCAAGGCUAUGGACUAACAGAAACGUGUGGAGCUGGAACAAUUACAGAAGUUGCUGACUACAGUACUGGCAGAGUUGGAGCCCCUCUUAUUUGUUGUGAAAUAAAGUUGAGAGACUGGCAAGAAGGAGGCUACACUAAUAAAGACAAGCCUAAUCCCAGAGGAGAAAUUAUAAUUGGUGGCCCCAACGUCUCAAUGGGCUAUUUUAAAAACGAAGAGAAGACAACAGAAGACUUCUCCAUUGAUGAGAACGGACAGAGAUGGUUCUGUACAGGAGAUAUAGGAGAAUUUCAUCCCGAUGGCUGUCUGCAGAUCAUAGAUCGUAAGAAAGACUUGGUAAAGCUACAAGCAGGGGAAUAUGUAUCUCUGGGCAAAGUAGAGGCAGCGCUGAAGAACUGUCCACUGAUUGACAAUAUCUGUGCCUAUGCCAAAAGUGACCAGUCCUAUGUCAUCAGUUUUGUGGUUCCUAAUCAAAAGAAGCUGACAGCAUUAGCUGAGCAGAAAGGCAUCAGUGGAACCUGGGUAGAUAUUUGUAACAAUCCUACGAUGGAAGCUGAAAUACUGCGGGAGAUCAAAGAAGUGGCCAACAAGAUGAAAUUAGAAAGGUUUGAAAUACCUAUCAAAGUACGGUUAAGCCCUGAACCGUGGACCCCAGAGACUGGGUUGGUAACAGAUGCUUUCAAGCUGAAAAGGAAAGAACUGAAAAACCAUUACCUCAACGACAUCGAAAGAAUGUAUGGAGGCAAAUAAACAGGAUGCAUUGACCAGACAGUGGUGCAGAUGGUUCCUUCUCAUGCCUCAGUUUUGGAUGUCUGUGUAUACUGUAGAUAUCACACAUUCAGCAAAUACACCAAAUGGAUAAGUGUUUCCAUAAUCUCUAUUGAGUACCACAGAGAAUAUCUUAGACUCUGAAUUCUUAAUUAUUAGCAGACUAGACACUGAUGGUCUUCAUAGAGUUUCAUGUGAUCAUCUCCAGAUUUGAGACAGACAUCAGUAUGUGAAGCAGUGUGACCAGGUAAUGUUAUUAUUAUUGUUUCUCUAGCAUACUCAGACUGCUUGCAACUUCUUGUUAAUUCAUUCUGCAGUCUGGCUCAUAUUCCAAAGAGGAAAAAGUGUAAUAAGAUGAUUCUUCUGUUGCAAUAAGAUACCUAGCAAAGGAGGAAAGAGUACUUAAAGCUUAACCUUCUCCAUUUAAAAAUAAAACCAAAAUGACAGCAUUAGUCAAGGAGUUGCUAGAGAUCACUAAUAAUGACAAUGGGGUCUUCUUCACAUCAGUUACUCUCUUAAAUAUUUACAGUGCCUAAAAAGAAUAUUAAAGUACACUUACUGAAAUAAAGGUGAACUGAAAAGCUUUCUAAACCCGAGGUAUUUGAAAUUUCAUUCAAGAGCAUUGAAUUAAUUCUUUCAACUUCCAACUCAAAUUUAAGUUUUUACUUGCCCCUGUAUUUUAAUUCCAGCAGAGCUUUCCUAGGACAUAAAAGAAAACAAAGACUUGCAGCAAGGUGCUGAUAAGGAAGCAUCACCUGAAUGCAGAAUGCAAAACUUGCAUCUUGGCUGGCAAACAAUGGUGAAAGGGAUGGGCAGGUGUAUCUGAGCAGAUUUGAAACUCAAAGGACAUGUUUUUUUCAGUUGGGCCUCUUUUUUUUUAAAGAGGUGGUUGGUGACCUUGUUUUUAAGGCACUGAUCCUCUAUACCCUCCAUGUGAGUUACCUGUAUUUAAUGUAGAGGAUCAGGGCCUAAAUGUGUGUGUUUACUCCAUGGAAAGGUAUUUCUGUUCACCUUUCUGAUACACUGAGCGUAACACAGCAACCAGAAACCAACAGCAGUUUCCCCAUGGAGUCUUGUUUUACUUACAGAAAAGGAGCCUGUGGCCAGGGAAUCUGUUUUAUGGAACUUGUAAAAAGGGACAAAUCACUCUUUACAGAAAUUCAAUAUAAAAAUGCUCUCUUGUUAACUGGAAGUCAUAGGUGUGAAGAAGUGGGAAGAUAAUAAUUUAAUAAUGUUCAUUAUUUUGUGUGCAGAAUGCUAUCCUGUGUCUUCUUUUGACUUGUAAUUGAGCUUCUGCAUCUCUGCUGGCUCUUCACACUUGAACCAUAAAUGCUGUAAAAAGUGGAGGCUCUUGAUACUGUUCUACUUUGCACUUUCUUAAUCGUUUUAUAUAUGUUGCUUACAUUUUGUACAGCUGUGGCCCUCAACUGCUAUAUAUUACAAGUUCAUUUUGAAGUAUUUAUAGAUUUCUAUUCAUAAUAUUUGUGUUGUGUAUAUGAUGGUUAAAAAGAAAAAUUAUUUGGUAUUGUCACUGUACAGAAAGUAAAAGAUUUUGUACGAUGCUUCUCUUGAACACACGGGCUUGUAAUUUCAGGGCAAGUUUUCCCUUUAUUGCAUGUAUGUGGAUUUUUUCUUCCAGUUCAAACAGAUGUUGUCAAAAAUAAAUCAUGGCUAUAUGCUCAUUAACUAAACCAUCCCUUCUCCUUGGGACCAACUUCAAACUUCUCCAUGCUUAACUUUCUCUGGCCAGUCCAGAACACUGCCACAGCUCAGCCUCCAAGAGCUCCCAAGGGGAAAGGGAAAAAACCACCUUUGGUUUAUGCAGCUGGUUGUAUCUGUGCAUGGAACUACAACAGUCACUAAAAGGAACAAAGAAAUAGCUUUUCUAAAAAUAAAGUUAUUUUUUCUUAAGACACCUACAGUUGGUUUAUGACAGUGGGAAACAGUUUCCAUACCAGCAGCAACUUCAGUGACUUGGCCCUAGAGCUACGUUACUUACCCAUUUUUCAGUGUUUAAAACUGGUCACUAUUAAGCAGCCCUUAGUCAGCCUGUUAGUAUCACAGAAGUUAAAUGUAUGUCAGAAAGUUACCUGCACUUGAAUCUGUCGGAAGGUUGUAUGAUUUUUGUUUUUAAUCAUGAAUGUAUUUAUAUGAAAUGUAAUUUAUCUAGACUGCAAGUAUCUUCUGUGUCUUGGUUAACUGACUGAGGAUUGCUAUUUUCAAUCUAUAUACACACACACAUAUACAAUGUUAACAUUUCAAAGUGGAAUACAAUUUAAAUGGUUCAACAA
This is a messenger RNA of Colius striatus (speckled mousebird), 4843 nucleotides long. It is a transcript of the gene ACSL4, whose product is annotated as acyl-CoA synthetase long chain family member 4. Gene Ontology annotation, molecular function: arachidonate-CoA ligase activity. Lineage: Eukaryota; Metazoa; Chordata; Aves; Coliiformes; Coliidae. The record is from RefSeq and is a predicted model, not a curated record. Bases 399 to 2534 code for a protein of 711 amino acids. The transcript is spliced from 17 exons. Gene Ontology annotation, cellular component: lipid droplet; endoplasmic reticulum; plasma membrane. Gene Ontology annotation, biological process: long-chain fatty acid metabolic process; long-chain fatty-acyl-CoA metabolic process; neuron differentiation.